Molecule: messenger RNA, 1080 nt
Organism: Pocillopora meandrina
Lineage: Eukaryota; Metazoa; Cnidaria; Anthozoa; Scleractinia; Pocilloporidae
Source: the annotation of a GenBank genome assembly
AUGACACCAGAACGCUUUGGGUACUUACUGAGUUUGGUUGGACCGCGAGUUACCAAAACAAACACAAGGAUGAGAGAGGCUAUCAGUGCAGCUGAAAGACUAACACUGACGCUCCGGUAUUUGGCAAUUGGUGAUGAGCUACAGAGCCUCAGCUUCUCAUAUAGAAUUGGCAGAACAAUUGUGAGUCACAUUAUCAAAGAGACACUCUGUGCUAUUUAGUUGGCAUUUAUGGAUAAAUAUGUAGGCCCACCUAAAUCCACCAGCAACUGGAAGAACAUUUGAAAGGAGGUUAAAUCUACUUGGCAUCUGCCGCACUGUAUUGGGGCAACUGAUGGGAAACAUAUAGCAAUGCAAUGCCCCCAAAACAGUGGUUCUUUGUAUCAAAACUACAAAGGAUGGUUUAGUACUGUACUAUUGGCUGUGUGCGAUGCAAGUUACAACUUUACUUUAGUUGAUAUUGGCCAAUAUGGUAGUACAAAUGACAGCAGUGUGCCUAAUAACUUUGAAAUGGGAAAAGCCUUUGAGGUUGGGUCCAUAUCAAUACCUGAGCCAGACCGUCUUCUGGGAUGCAACCUAUCUCUUGUUCCCUAUUUCCUGGUAGGUGAUGAAAUCUUUGUGCUUAAACCCUGGCUGUUGCCUCCCUAUCCAGGGAAGAAUAUUAAAGAGGAGCAAAUUAUAUUCAAUUAUUGUUUGUCUGGAGCAAGGAGAGUAAUUUAGAACUGCUUUGGGAUCCUUGUGGCAAGAUGGAGGAUCUUUCGUAGAGCAAUUCAAGUGAAAGUUGACACAGUGCAGAAAAUUGUACAAGCAAGCGUUGCUUUGCACAAUUAUCUCAGACAGACAGAUACUGCUUGUUACUGCCCAGCUGGCUUCGUGGACAGCUUUGAUGGCUCAGAAAAUACUCUACCAGGAGAGUGGCGCAAAAUCACUUCAGCUGAUGAAGGGUCUGGUGCUCUUUGCAGCUUACCCUCCACAAGAGGCUUAAGAUAUCGCAAUUAUGCUAUGGAAGUGAGAGAGGCCUGGAAAGCUUAUGUUAACUCAGAACAAGGUGCAGUUUCCUGGCAAUGGGAAUACAUACGUUGA